AUGACUCUCCGAAGCAAAUUGUUGCAGCGAGCCUCUGCUGCAUCGUCUUCGUAUAAUAAUAAGAGCAUGGCAAAUAUCAAAAACAACACACGUACGGCCAUGACUUCCACUCGAACAAUGGAAGAAUCAUCAUCAUUAAACCCAAAUUCUAAUAGCAGUGCUUCCAUGAUGGACGAUGACUCGCAACAACAACAAUUGGAGCAUCAACAACGAAAUCAGUUUUCGGAGGCCUUGAGAGUGAAUGCUCCUGCAAUUUAUUCUAUAUUUGAACAAGUUUUGAAGAGAAGAGACGUGAAUAAUGGUAAUUGGAAGAGUAUGAAUAUCAUUAUUGAAGCAAUUACUGAAACAAUAUAUACCCAACAACAGCCUCUUUCACCAACAGCCUAUUAUGGGGCUAUCCUGAAAACACUUUCUUCGGAUCAUAACAAUGAUGCAAGAAAGGUAUCCUCUCUUCUUCAGUUGCUUUCAAUUUUGAUGGAACAUAUCAAAUCAUCUGUUGUCCUAUCAAGUUUCGAUUUUAUUGGACAAACUCUUCUUUCAAUUCAUCAACACAUGGACAAGUUUGAAUAUGUGACGAUACAACUUGUGGUUGUUAUUCUCCAAGUAAUUUCAAAGCUCGGAACCAUUCCAGAAAGUCAAUCUUCAGCAUUUGCCAAGAAACAAGAUUUAGAGAAGUUGGCUUUUAGCUUUCUUUUCGACAGUAGAAAUGCUGUGAGAGAAAAAUGUCUUCACACACUCCAACAACUCCUUGAGAAAAAACAAUUAUUUAUUUCACAAGACGAAAUGGUUUCAGUUUACCUCAUUGAGCAGUAUCACUCUUCAAGCAAAUCAAGAAAUGCAGACAUUUCUACUUCUGUCAUUAAGGCAAUUGGUUUGUUAAGUGAAAAUUUAAAUGAGAGAAAUGUUAUUAUCGUACUCCAAAAGUUGCUAGAUAUUUUACUGAAAGGUAACUCUAGCAAUCUUCCUGCAAGCAUUUGUGCUGAAAUUUACAGAACUAUGAAGAACAUUUUUGAUUCUAACAAAAAUUUACAAGCAAAGAGUGUUACUCAAAUUAUUGACAUUCUGCUCGACAAACUUUGCCCAAUUUUGAAGAGUGACGAUUCAAAGAAGGUUGUUGCGUAUAUUGUAAUGAUGUCACACGCCCACAAAUGCUUGUACAAAUUAGAUAAGCAACUGCUCGCUAACAGAAUCCCCAAGUUUUUCCAAUUAAUAUUUGAUUCACUGUUGAUUGGAAAGUCUGAGUUGGAUGAAACAGUUAAUGCUGCCUUCUCCAAUCUUCAAAACCUAAUUUUCACUUGUUUUGACCUUGAGCUGUUCAAAGAUGAAAAUCAAAAGCCCUCUGAUAUGGAAGAUACAGAAGGAGAAUCUCAAUCUUCAAUGGUUAUUAUUGCCAACACAUUGCAAAAUGGCUUAGAAAAUGUUACAAGCAAUAGGUAUGACCUUAUUGCUCAACUUUCAUUAGACGCCAUUCUCAAAGUUGGUCUACUAAGGUCGAAAGGUCUUAAACUCAACUCGAUCAAAAAUUGCAUUUCUGAUUUCCUAUUGUUCUCAAGUGAUGUAUUACAAGAACUCCUCAGAAAAGAGAAGGAAAGCAAGCUUGAUGCAACACCACUCGAAAAGUCUGAGCUCAGAAAUGCACGAGCCGUUUUUUAUCUUGAGAAGAUUGUUGGCUAUUGUGUUCGUGCUCUUGGUCCAGCAGAGUCAUUCAAAGAAGGAGCUAUUGAAUUUGACGGAUGGGUAUUGAGCAUUUUGAUUAAUCACAAAGUAGAUUACUCGCACAUUCCCAACUUGAAAUCAUCCAACCAAGGUAAUGAACAAUCCAACGAGCAACUUUCUCAAGACCUUUCAAAAUUGACUGGAAUCUGUGUGAACGGUCAACUGGGCUACUGGAUUAAUGUUUUAUUGCCAAUGGCAAAAACCUUUUAUGACAAAAGCAAAAACUCGGAGAUGGAUCGACAUGGAAGCAAUGCAUUCUUAACACUCUAUGAAAAGAUAUGGGCUCUUCUACCUCAAUUCUGUAGUUAUCCUGUUGAUUUAGAUUCUCAAUUUGCAAUCAUUGCUCCUUUAUUGGGUGAAAAGCUUGGCUCUGAUGCUACCAAAGGCAUUGAAUAUGAUAUCAAGAUUGCAUGUUGCAACAGUUUAUCUUUGGCCAUUUCGACAUACUCUAGCGUCUUGGAUAAUGAUGCCAAGUUGCCUCUCAACAUUUUUGGUUUGGACAAGGAAACUUGUAAGAGAGGGUUGAAGGCUGUGGCUGGAUUCAAUAAGCAAUUUAUUCCUCUCUUGUUCAAUCUCUUUGUAGAUCAGAACUCGCAUAGCACUACCACUGAUCUCCAAUACUCCGUUGGAAAGGCAAUCAAUGCAUUCUUUUCGAUAUGCGACAAUGAAACCAUUACUGAAUAUUUCAAAUUGGUAUUGAAGAAGAUUUUGACCAUCAACUCGGAAUCUGAUGAAGAAAAAUUCUUUGGAUUCUUCGACCUCUCUAUUACCAUGCUUUCAUGUGCACCAAACUCAUGCUUGGAACUCUAUUACAAAUUCCUCCUUCCUUACCUUAAAAUUACUACUAGCACAACACCAAAACUUCAAAAGAAAGCCUACAAAGGUCUCAAUAUUCUUCUUUCCUCAUGGAAGAGACACUCUGGGGAAAUGAAAGCUGAAACCAUUGACGAAAUUCUCUCCAUCUUUGAAUCGAUCGCUGAAAUUACAAUUUCUAAAAAGUUUAGAGUGAAAUGUUUCAACUUGCUCGUAACCAAGUACCACGAUUUGCUCAUUCAAAAUCCAAGAUCUAACUUUGUGAUUGGAGAAUGUAUAUUUAACAUUGACAAUACUGAAAAUCAAAAAGUGAGAGACUUGUCUAUACAAACACUGAAAGCAUUUAUUGAUCCUCUAACUGAUGCAACCAAAUACUCUCCACAACAGCAACAAAACAAUGUUAUUGAUUUUAUCGUGAGAAGAGUUCUACCUGGAUUGUGUGGAAAGAGCAACUCAAUGAUUGCUUCGACCAUUGAUGCACUUUCUGAACUGCUACCAUCAUAUUCAAAAUAUUUACAACCAAUUUUGAAGGACGUGUUUGAUUCAGUUACCAUAGUAUUACAAGACGAAAAUGUAAAAGUUGUCUCGUCUCUGAUGCAAUUCUUCAAGAGAUGUGUUGCAUUAUUUGAUAAGGAAACGUUGAAACCAUACAUUUCACAAUAUUUAGAUACUUUCUUCAAACAUUCUAAUGAGAAAUCUGGAGGAACAAGUCUGAGAGUUCAACUAAGAUUCUUAGUGACGAAACUCUUUAAAAAGUUUUCUUAUGAAGAAUUGAAAGAAAGGCUCGAUACAAAGGAGCGACAACACUUUUUGAAAAACACCUUCAAGAACAUGCAAAAACUGAAAAAGAAUAAGAAGAAUGUCAAAGGUCAAGACAUGGAAGAUGACGACAAUAGUGAACAAACAGAAGAACAAGACACACAAGAAGGAAGCGACAAGAAGCCAAAGGAUGAGAGCGCAUUUGCCGUCAAGAGAGGAAAACUCGUGAUUGAGGAUCUACCUGAAGGAGCUCAAACAGAUAAAACAUCUGGAGAUAAGGACGAUGAAGGCGCUUCUCAAUCAAGACCUGAAAGAACCAUUGAUCUCAUCAAGCAAUCCAUUAACAAUAGAGGCAGUACAACUAGUUCAAAGAACAAGAAAGAACAGCUCAAUCCUGAUCAACUUUUCCUUGCCAAACUCGAAAAAAGAAAACAGAAGAAGGAGAGCAAGAUUAUUUUCGGUGGAGGUCGAGGUGGAAAGAAUUCUUCAUCUGGAAUGGAUCCAUACGCAUACAUUCCACUUGAUCCCAAACGAUUGAAUAAGAGAGAAAGAAACAAGGAAAGCAACUUCCAAAAGUUUGAAAGAAUUACCAAGAAGAAGAAGUAA
Messenger RNA from Naegleria lovaniensis, 3894 nucleotides. RefSeq lists its product as uncharacterized. The record is from RefSeq and is a predicted model, not a curated record. Bases 1 to 3894 code for a protein of 1297 amino acids. NCBI's taxonomy places the organism in Eukaryota, Heterolobosea, Eutetramitea, Acrasida, Naegleriidae. The transcript is spliced from 2 exons.